AUGAGCGGCUGGGGUCUGGGCUGGUUUGGCGGCGGCCAGGCGAAGAAGGAGGCCCCCAAGAAGGCAAUCCUUCAGCUUCGCGGCCAGCUCGAGAUGCUGAACAAGAGAGAGAAGCAUCUCCAAAACCAAAUGGACGAGCAGGAUGCCUUGGCGCGAAAGUACGUCUCUACCAACAAGCAAGCUGCCAAAUCCGCAUUACGGCGAAAGAAGCAGUUUGAGCAUUCGCUCGAGCAGACAAGCUCCCAGAUCAUGACUCUUGAGCAGCAGAUUUACUCCAUCGAGUCGGCGAAUAUCAACAAGGAGACGCUGGAUGCCAUGAAGAAUGCUGGUGCCGCCAUGAAGCAGAUACAUGCUGGCCUAACUAUUGACAAGGUCGACGACGUCAUGGAAGGCUUGCGCGAACAACACGCUAUUGGCGAAGAGAUAAGCGAAGCAAUUACCUCGAGCAUUGCAAACAAUGGUAUCGACGAAGACGAGCUAGAUGAGGAACUGGCAGAACUACAACAAGAGAAGUUGGACGAGCAAAUGCUCAAUACUGGCAGUGUCCCCAUUCACGACGCGCCCUCGAGCCAAAAGUUGCCACAGGCUCCCAGCACGAAUCCCAAGGCACCACAGCGAGUCGAGGAAGACGACGAGGAAGAGGAGCUGCGGAAACUGCAAGCGGAGAUGGCCAUGUAA
Molecule: messenger RNA, 678 nt
Organism: Bipolaris zeicola 26-R-13
Lineage: Eukaryota; Fungi; Ascomycota; Dothideomycetes; Pleosporales; Pleosporaceae
Exons: 3
Coding region: 1-678 (225 amino acids)
Biological process (GO): vesicle budding from membrane; late endosome to vacuole transport via multivesicular body sorting pathway
Cellular component (GO): multivesicular body; ESCRT III complex; cytoplasmic side of plasma membrane
Source: RefSeq, a predicted model, not a curated record